AUGAGGCUUAGCCAUCAUAGCCACAGUUCAAAUCCCCACCGCCAGCGACAGCUUUUUUGGGGUCGGGUCGUUAUGCGUAAAUGGCUUAAUCUCCCCACCCGAGAGUCCGAUUACAGCGCCGAUACCGAGUCCGAUACCGGUUCCGAUCUCUCCGACGAUGAAUUUUUUGAGAGACCCAGAAGGGAAUCAAGGUUUAAGGAUGAUCGAGGUGCAGGGAUUACCAAUGAGGUUAAUGAACCCGCUCCCCAGCUGAGAAGACGCAAGUCAGAGACUUUUAGAGCACAAUACAUAAAUAAAAAGGAAAUCAAAAUAUGUGCUGGCACAUGGAAUGUUGCGGGAAGAAUGCCGCCUGAUGACCUAGAUCUAGAUGGUUGGCUUGAUAUUAAUGACCCUGCUGAUAUAUAUGUGGUUGGCUUUCAGGAGAUUAUACCACUGAAUGCUGGGAAUAUUUUUGGUGCUGAAGAUGUCCGUCCUGUUUCAAAAUGGGAAAAUAUAAUCCGUGAAGCUCUUAAUAAAAUCCGCCCCGAUACUAAGUUCAAAUGCUUCAGUGAUCCUCCUUCUCCUUCAAAGUUUAAACCAUCUGAAGACGCCCCAGAUUUAGGAGAUGAGAUCAUACUUGGAUCCGACAGUGAGGGUGAAGAGGAAAUAUAUCCACUGAAUGAAGAAUCCUGUGGUUUCAAUGAAGUAAUGGUUGAACCAGUCAUUGGAGAAAAUGAGGUUCUGAAGGUGGAUGUUUCCGGCCACAAUAACAAAUUGGUGUUGUCCACUGAACAAGACUUGCAAAGGCAGUUUUCUUCCCCAAAGAGGUUGGAUCGAUUGCAAUGCUUGAGAACAGAAGAUUAUGCAGAAACUGCUGAAGAUUCAACUCUGAUGCAAAAGCCAAGAUUAACCAAAACUCUGAGUGGAACUGAAAAGAUUGGUUUUUGCUGGCCAGAACCACCAUUACAUCUUCUCUCUCAGCAUGUUUUAGAAAGACCUAAUUCAUUUAAAUCUAUCCAAUCGUUUAAGGGGGCCAAAUCUUUCAAACAUUAUAGUUCUUUUAAGUACAGCAUGAGUGGUGAAAAUCGACAACAAUCAGACAUAUCUUUGCUUGCAGACCUUGACCUUGAAUCCCUGAUAAAGCGUAAAAGAAGGCCCCAAUAUGUGAGGAUAGUGAGCAAGCAAAUGGUUGGUAUUUUCGUAAGUAUAUGGGUGCGUAGAAAUUUGAGGAAGCAUAUACAAAACUUAAACGUGUCCACUGUUGGUGUGGGUGCUAUGGGAUACAUUGGUAACAAGGGAUCAGUAGCAGUUAGUAUGUCUAUAUAUCAGACACUCUUUUGUUUCAUUUGCUCUCACCUGACCUCAGGUGAGAGAGAGGUUGAUGUAAUCAAAAGAAAUGCUGAUGUCCAAGAAAUACAUCGGAGGACACACUUUAAUUCACUUUCAGUUAUGGGACUUCCCAGAACCAUCUACGAUCAUGAGAGGGUCAUUUGGCUUGGUGAUCUUAAUUAUCGUAUCAACUUGCCCUAUGAGAAAACGAAAGAGCUUAUCUCCAAGAAGGACUGGUCCAAAUUGAGAGAGAGUGAUCAGCUUAUCAGAGAACUGAGGAAAGGCCGUGCAUUUGAUGGAUGGUCAGAAGGUAUACUGAAUUUUGCACCAACUUAUAAAUAUGAGAUGAAUGCAGAUAAAUAUGUUGGAGAUGAUCCGAAAGUCAGAAGGACCCCUGCUUGGUGUGAUCGAGUACUCUCUUAUGGGAAAGGAAUGAGGUUAACAAGCUACAGAAGGAGUGAACUCAAGUUUUCAGACCACAAACCAGUGACUGCUUCUUAUAUGGUUGAAGUUGAGGUAUUUUCUCAAAAGAAAUUGCAACGCGCCCUAACGUUUACGGAUGCUGAAAUUGAAGAAGAGCCAAUAAUCACAGAAACAAGUAUUGAUAGUGGCAUGAGCCGGUUAAGAUUUGGAGAGGAUGUCUCCUAUUGGGAGAGAUAA
This is a messenger RNA of Oldenlandia corymbosa var. corymbosa, 1968 nucleotides long. The record is from the annotation of a GenBank genome assembly. NCBI's taxonomy places the organism in Eukaryota, Viridiplantae, Streptophyta, Magnoliopsida, Gentianales, Rubiaceae.